Molecule: messenger RNA, 294 nt
Organism: Drosophila novamexicana
Lineage: Eukaryota; Metazoa; Arthropoda; Insecta; Diptera; Drosophilidae
Product: larval/pupal cuticle protein H1C-like
Exons: 1
Coding region: 10-294 (94 amino acids)
Source: RefSeq, a predicted model, not a curated record
CAAACCAAUAUGAAAUUCCUCAUCUGUUUGGCUCUGUGCAUUGCAACCGCUCAGGCUGGCAUAUUGGCUGCACCGGUUGCCAGCUAUGCCGCAGUGGCGCCCGUUGCCACCUAUUCGGCCGUGGCGCCCAUUGCCACCUACUCGGCCGUGGCGCCCGUCAGAUAUUCCACCUAUGCUGCCGCGGCUCCCAUCUACAGGACACCUGUGAGCACUUAUGCCGCUGCGCCAGUCUACACAGCUCCCAUUACCGGCUAUGCUGCAGCGGCUGUGGCCAGUCCCUUCUGGAAAAAGUAG